AUGCCUCCCCGGCUACUCACGCUGCCAACGCAGCUGCAACAAUUCCUCACCAGACCCCUCCAAAAUCCCACAACAACCCCCCUAUUGUUCCUGCUCCCCCAACUCCAGCAAACCCGCAAUGCCCACAUCCUAGGCUCCCUCUCCGACACCCCCGGAGCCUACAAUAAGCGGAUCAGAAGAGGUCGCGGUCCCGCGUCCGGCAAGGGUAAAACCUCCGGAAGGGGUCACAAGGGUCAGAAGCAGCAUGGAAAGGUGCCAGCGGGGUUCAAUGGUGGACAGACACCUGAUAUUAUUGUGCAUGGUGAGCGCGGAUUCAAGAAUAUACUCUCCAUCGACCUAGCCCCUGUCAACCUCGACCGAAUCCAAGAAUGGAUUGACCAAGGCCGCAUCGACCCAACCCGUCCCAUUACGAUCCGCGAACUGGCCAAAUCCCGCUGUAUCCACCAAACGAAAGACGGCGUGAAGCUGCUUGGCCGGGGUGCCAGCGAAGCGGAAGAAGGAGAAAAACAAAACGUCCUCAAACAACCCAUUCACGUCGUUGUUUCCCGCGCCUCCGCCAGCGCCAUAGCCGCCAUCGAAGCAGCGGGUGGCUCGGUGACCACUCGCUUCUACACGCGGGCAUCGAUUGCGCGUAUCAUGCGCCGCGAGACACAUCCGUUUGUGUCGUCUGCGUGGUCUGCAGAGAGUGCCAGCGAGGCGCUCACGAAGGCUGCCGGUAUCGAGGAAGUGAGUGAGUCGAAGAUCAUGAAGGAGAUGGGCUUUAAGUAUCGGCUUCCUGAUCCCACUAAGAGAAGGGACAUUGAGUAUUACCGUGAUCCGGCUCAUAGGGGAUAUUUGAGUCAUUUGCUCAAGCCUAUGGAGGGCCCUAGUUUGUUCUUCCGGUCGCCGGCUGAGAGGAAGUCUAUGGUUGGUGUUAAGAAGGAGAAGACUCUUCCUGAGAAUCGGUUGUGGUAG
Monascus purpureus is the source of this 954-nucleotide messenger RNA. The record is from the annotation of a GenBank genome assembly. Lineage: Eukaryota; Fungi; Ascomycota; Eurotiomycetes; Eurotiales; Aspergillaceae.